This is a messenger RNA of Uloborus diversus, 2994 nucleotides long. RefSeq names its product cell adhesion molecule DSCAM-like. The coding region runs from base 1 to 2763 and encodes 920 amino acids. The transcript is spliced from 18 exons. Gene Ontology annotation, molecular function: protein binding. The record is from RefSeq and is a predicted model, not a curated record. Lineage: Eukaryota; Metazoa; Arthropoda; Arachnida; Araneae; Uloboridae.
AUGGAAGGAAUGCGAACAAUGGUUGUUUGCACAGUACUUUCCGGAGAACCUCCCAUUAAUAUACUUUGGCUGAAGAAUAACAUUCCCUUGCUUCAUUCAGAACAUCGAGAUGGAAUCCACGUAACAAGCCUUGGCGAAUUUGCAUCUUCUCUUACGAUACCAUCUGUUUCUAGACACCAUGCUGGAAAUUAUACGUGCUUAGUAGCUUCUGGAACUGCGCAAACAUCUUUCACAGCUCAGAUGACUGUAAAAGCAAGUCCUAAAUGGGCUAAGAAACCAUCCGACCAAGAAGCCGUGGUAAAUCAAAAAGUUAUAUUUGCUUGCCAAGCCGAAGGGAUACCAGAAACAAUUCAUCGAUGGAAAUAUAGACCAGCUGAUGCAGUUAAUCAGUCGAUUGAUUUCCGAAGCGUUGUCAGCAGCUCCCAUAUGUACGUCCUGGAAAAUGGAUCUUUGGUGAUAAGAGAUGUAGAGAAACAGGACGGAGGGCAAUAUCUAUGCGAAGCCAGCAAUGGUGUAGGUGCAUCAUUAGCGGAAAUCGUAAAACUAAGUGUUAACGUUCCACCUCGUUUCAAUCAAAGUUUUGAAGUCAAGACUGUAAAGGAGCACGAAGAAGUUGUACUCAGCUGCGAUGCCCACGGUGAAAGUCCUCUGACUGUAUCCUGGAAACGCUACCAGAGACCCAUUGACAGGAGCGCACUUUCGAGAUAUGUCUUACGAGAACAUGUGAACCCGGAUGGUUUGAAAUCACAGUUAUCCAUUCCCUCGGUUCUACGAUCUGAUUCAGGAUUAUUUUCCUGUGAAGCCAGCAACGACUUUGGAAGAGAAGAAAAGAGUAUUCAACUUAUCGUGCAAGCGCCUCCAGAGAGCCCUGAAGGGUUGCAGCUGCUUCAAGUUACCAGCCGUCAGAUUAUUUUCUCAUGGACAGCGCCAUCUAGUGGGAAUAGCCCCAUCACAGGAUAUAUUAUUGUUUACAAUCAAAGUCGGAAAGCAAAGGAUGAACCACUGGAAACAAUUCGAGUUUCGGCAGCAGAGACUAAAGUAACUGUCACUGGGUUAACUCCGGGAACAACAUACGCGUUUCGUGUCCACGCGGAAAACACUCUAGGACGGAGCGGUUCUAGUCAAGAAUUGUUGAUCACGACUGAAGAGGAAGCCCCAACAAAUUCUCCUCAAGAUGUUCGAGUAAUACCUCUAAGUUCUACAAUGAUAAAAGUAGCAUGGAAAACACCAAAAGCCUCAAGUUCUUCCAAUCUUUUAGGUUAUUACAUAGGCUUCAGAGAUCUAACAAAUAACGAACCGUAUGUCUAUAAAACGGUAGAUCUUUCAAAGCUCCUGAGAGUCAAUGAAGGCUUAAUUUCAAAUUUGAAGAAAAAUACAAAGUACGCAAUAACUGUCCAGGGAUAUAACAGUAAAGGCGCAGGGCCAGCAUCUAAAGAAGUUAUUGUACAAACGCUACAACAUGAUCCUCCUAAAUCUCCAAUUUUGAGAAUUCUAAAUCAAUCAGAGUUUUCCAUCGAAUUACAAUGGACAGUAUCGGAGAUGUCACCAGUAACAGGUUACAUUCUGCAAUAUCGGAGCGAAUCCGGGGACUUAGCAGAGGAAUCUCAUGUCGCCCCACAAAGGAACAGCGCCAUUGUAAAGAGUUUAAAAUGCGGAACCAAGUACCAUUUCACGCUCACUGCCUUUAACAAUGCCGGGCGGGGCGAACCCAGCGAAGAAGUCACUGGGAAAACAAAAGGAGGAGCUCCACUAGCUCCUGAUAAAACAUCUUUACUGGUAAUCAAUUCAACAUUUGCUAUUGUUCGACUGUCUUCCUGGAGCGAUGGAGGAUGUCCGAUUUUAUAUUUUGAAGUUCGCUACAAGCCUAAGCUUCAAAAAGAAUGGAUUUUGCAAUCUUCGAACAUAGCUCCUGCUCAGAGCACAGUGACUUUAAGUGACCUCUCAGCAGGAACAUGGUAUGAUCUUCUAAUGGCGGCUCAUAAUGACGCUGGAUCAACAGAAGCGGAAUAUCUUUUUGCAACUCUUACAAUGUCUGGUGCUACCGUCCCACCUCUUGCCUCUAUAUCGUCCAAUGUGUCUGUUGCCUUUUCAAUUUUGCGGGACCCAGCUGUAUUCGUUCCGAUUGUUUGUGCCAUAGUCGUUGUUGUUGUGAUAACCGUCGUCGUUGCUGUCGUCAUGGUUUUAAGAAGAAAGGACGCCACGUCGGAAUGCCGAUCUCAAGGUGUCUACUCUGGAAGUUCCGGAGGUAAAGGUGAAAAUUUAUCCAUGAGUUCUUACGGAAAAGUCAAACGUAGUGACCCAUCCGACGACAGUCAGAGAGAGCCUUUAUAUUAUCCUACCCCGUAUGCAACGACGCAACUCUCCACGUACAGUGAGUCGCCUAAUGCCUCACAUAGCAAUACACUGAGAAGGCAUGAGGGGAAAGGUCAUGAGUACGAUAUUCCUCACAGACAUGCACAGAUGGGUGAGUACACAUCCUACGCAAAACUAUGGACGCGAGCUCAUGAACAUAUGCAAGUUGAUGGUAACUUAUCAAUGGCGACAAUGAAAGCCACUAAUAUCCAUUUUAAAUCUAUUAUUGGCAGCUACAACGACGGGGUUGGCGAGACGGAAAAUGGAACCCACAUGACCUGUUCUCCUCUCCCCGACCCAGACAUGGAUGAAUUAUCGGAGACCGAAUGCGACAGGCAUCACAACUCGUGGAUUGUUAUCAGAGGUUCCUUUGAAGAUGAUAUAAUGCAACGAGUUCCACACGUCUGUUAACCAGUACUUCCAAAAGCUCAAUUACCCGUUAUUCCAUUGUUGCUGCAGUUUUAAAUAAAUUUUACGUCGUCUACGGAGAAGAUAAUCGUCGCAUUGUGUCUGCAUCAUUCUGAAACUCAUGAUGAUCAGUGCCAUCGUCAUUACGCUGUACAUGAUAGGACAUAUUAUUCGGCCAAUUUUAUCAUUUGUGCGCUGCAAACUGACUCUUUUUGAGAAAGUGAUAUUUUUAUG